Messenger RNA from Neurospora tetraspora, 952 nucleotides. RefSeq names its product ATP synthase complex subunit H-domain-containing protein. Gene Ontology annotation, molecular function: proton-transporting ATP synthase activity, rotational mechanism. Gene Ontology annotation, biological process: proton motive force-driven ATP synthesis. The transcript is spliced from 3 exons. The record is from RefSeq and is a predicted model, not a curated record. NCBI's taxonomy places the organism in Eukaryota, Fungi, Ascomycota, Sordariomycetes, Sordariales, Sordariaceae. Bases 111 to 485 code for a protein of 124 amino acids.
GAUGUCCAACCGGGAUAUUUUGAAAAGUCUCGCAAGCAACGACCUCCACCGUGACCUUCAGUUCGCUACCUCUCCUCGCAGCGUCACGCAUCUCGCCCAGCACAUUCAAAAUGCUCUCCCGGACUUCGAGCGCCCGCCAGGCCGUCGCGGCCGUUGCCCGCCUUGCCCGCCCCCAGAUGAGGACCUUCAUCGCGCCCACCGUCUCGCGGAGAGCCGACUUCGUCCAGGAGCUCUACCUCAAGGAGCUCAAGGCCUACAAGCCCACCCCCAUCAAGGAGUCCGACUCCAUCGGCCAGGUUGCUACCUUCAACCUCCCCAAGACCCCCAAGUCUCCCGAGGAGGCCGACCUUGCCUCCAGCCUGAAGGAGUACGAGAACAUGGCCGUCGAGGUCGAGGGCCAGGAGGGUGCCGAUGCCGCUGCCCCCGCUGCCGUUGUCGAGGACUGGCUCGUUGAGGAGGAGGAGGAGGGUGGUGCUCACCACUAAGCGACUCGUCUUGUCUCGUUCGGUACUCACUCAGUCACUUCGCUCCCGAUCAUCCAAUCCAGACAUCGUUUAAACUCAGUCUCUCCGAAAUAGACCCAAAUUCGAGAUUUUGAGAAAGAAAGGAGAGAACGGAAAAAAAAGUCUACGAGAAAGAUGGAAACAGGUGUUGCGAUCGAUCGAUACCCCCUGGUCAGCCAGUGUCUUGAUAUAUCCCAUGCGCGGAUCAUCCCAUCGUUUCCAGCCUCUCCUCCCUCAGCUCUCAAUCUUAUGCCAACUACCGACACGACAUGAGCUUGAUGACGGUCUGAUGGUGUUGUGCGCAUGUUUCACAUGGCGCUCCCAUGACUGGAGAGGAACUUCUUGCCCAUUACUGGAUGAACGAAACCAGCCCCGUGUGUUUGUAGAGGAGUAAAAUCCCAUGUAUAAUUUCCAAUAUAGAGUAUAAGGAGUCAUGAGCCCACAUAACG